This is a messenger RNA of Vigna radiata var. radiata (mung bean), 1099 nucleotides long. RefSeq names its product WAT1-related protein At2g37460-like. Gene Ontology annotation, cellular component: plasma membrane. Lineage: Eukaryota; Viridiplantae; Streptophyta; Magnoliopsida; Fabales; Fabaceae. Gene Ontology annotation, molecular function: transmembrane transporter activity. The record is from RefSeq and is a predicted model, not a curated record. The transcript has 6 exons. The coding region runs from base 188 to 1000 and encodes 270 amino acids.
UCAACAGGGGAAUGAGUAACUAUGUAUUUGUUGUGUACUGUUAUGUUUUUGCCUUUGUUGUCAUGGCUCCUUUUGUAGUUUUCGUGGAGAAGUAUGUUUUUCUCUUCCAUUUGUGUGUAUGAUUAUUUGUGUGAAUAUAUUAUUGAAGUAAUGCUGCAAUACUUUUAACAGGAGAGUGAAGCUGAAGAUGGCGUUCUCAAUCUUCAUGAAGAUAAUGAUUCUCAGCCUGCUAGAGUCAGUUAUUAGUCAAAAUUUAUACUUUUUGGGGAUGAAAUACAGCACAGCAGCCUUUGCUGUUUCCAUGUACAAUAUUCUCCCGACCAUUACCUUUGUCAUGGCUUGGAUUCUUAGGCUUGAGAAGAUAAAAUUAAAAAGCACACGCAGUCAAGCAAAGGUGGUGGGAACUUUAGCAACUGUUGCAGGUGCCAUGAUCAUGACACUGAUAAAGGGUCCAAUACUUGAUCUUUUUGGAACACACGCUAACAAUACAAACAACCUGCAAAAUGGUGGGGUAAAUCUUGAACAUGCAAUAAAGGGAUCAGUGAUGAUCAUAAUUAGCUGCUUUAGUUGCGCUUGUUUCAUGAUUCUCCAAGCUAUUACCAUUGAAGCUUACCCUGCCGAGCUCUCUCUUACAGCAUGGAUAUGCUUAUUGGGAACGGUUGAAGGUGGCAUAGUGGCACUGGUUAUGGAAAGGAAUAACUUUUCAGCUUGGUCUCUGAAAUGGGACACGAAAUUGUUUGUUGCUGUCUACAGUGGCAUAGUUUGCUCAGGAUUAGCUUAUUACAUCCAAGGAGUGAUGAUGAAAGAUAGAGGUCCGGUCUUUGUGACUACUUUUAACCCUCUCUGCAUGGUCAUUGUGACUAUCAUGGGCUCCUUCUUUCUGGCAGAACAAAUGUGCCUUGGAAGGACUGUAUAUGGUGGUGUGGGGGUAAAAGCAAAGACUACCAGUCAUCAAGUACAAUUACUGAAAAGAAUAUGUUGUCAGCCAAGCAAACAAUAGAAAAGAGCAACAGCAAAGAAGAACAUUUAAGUAACUUAGGCACCAUAGCACGAGAUGAACAUGUAUGAGAUCCAAACGCCUGUUUGACAGAAAAAAAAA